AUGCACCACAACAAUUACCCGUCAAGCCGUUACUCAACGCCCCGGCGCCUGCGCCGCUACGCAUGCCUCGCCGUAGCGGCGGUUGCCGUCGGCGGCUCCUCGGGCUGCAUGACCAGCUUCAAGGAGUACGUCCACAACGGCUUCAAGGUCGGGCCCAACUACUGUAAGCCCGCCGUCCCGGUUAGUGACGAAUGGGUCGAGCUGAUCCGCAUCUCGUACGCCGAGAAUCUCACGGUCCGUGACGCCGGCUACCGUGUCCUUGAGGCCCGCGCGAUGCGUCAGGUCGCCGUCGGCGGACUCUUCCCGCAGCAGCAGCAGGCGACCGGCUCGUACACCCGCACGCAGAUCAGCGACGAGUCGGGCUUCGGCGGCGCCGGAUUUGGCGGUGGGCAGAUCGACAUCUGGCAGUUGGGCGGGCAGCUUGCCUGGGAACUCGACUUCUGGGGCCGCUUCCGCCGCGCGAUCGAGUCCGCCAACGCCGAACUCGACGCCUCGGUCGAAGCCUACGAUGACGUGCUCGUGAUCCUUGUCUCGGAUGUGGCCUCGACCUAUGUCGAGAUCCGCACGCUCCAGCAACGGAUCGCCUACGCCGAGCAGAACGUCGAGUCGCAAUCGGGCUCGCUCCGCAUCGCCACCGACCUGUUUGAGGGCGGCGCCGCCGGCAAGCUCGACGUGACCCAGGCGCAAACCAAUCUUUCGCAGACCGAGGCGCUAAUCCCGCAGCUGCGGCUGCAACUCCGACAGGCGACCAACCGGCUCUGCGUUCUGAUGGGCCGCCCGCCCGAGGACCUAUCGCCGAUCCUGGCGAUGUCGCCGGCCAAGAUCCCGACUUCCCCGAAGCAGGUCGUCGCCGGCAUCCCUGCUGAACUGGUGCGGCGUCGCCCCGACGUCCGUCAGGCCGAGCGCCUCGUCGCCCAGCAGAGCGCCCGCAUCGGCAUCGCCGAAGCGGACCUCUACCCGGCGUUCUCGAUCACCGGCAACCUCGGCUGGCAGGCGCCGACGUUCAAUCGGAUGUUCCAGACCAGCGCCUUCACGGGGAGCAUCAGCCCGGGCUUUACCUGGAACAUCCUCAACUACGGCCGUCUGCGUGCGAACGUCGCUGCUCAGGAUGCUCUCUUUCAGCAGCGUGUCGCGCAGUACCAACAGACGGUGCUCGAAGCGCACCGCGAAGCCGAGGACGCGAUCGCCGCAUUCCUGCGAUACCAAGAGCAAGCCGAGGCGCUCACCAAGAGUGCGGACGCGGCGCUCGAAUCGAGCGACCUUGUGCAGCAACUCUACAAGGGCGGCCAGACCGACUUCGGCCGGGUGUUCGUCGCCGAGCUGGCGCUCGUGAAUCAGCAAGACGCGAAGGCAGUCGCCGAGGGUCAGAUCGCCCAGGGUCUCGUUGACAUCUACCGCUCUCUCGGCGGCGGCUGGCAGGUCCGGCUUGGCGGCCCGACCCGACUACCGGUCGUCAUCCCCGCGGAAGACGCCGAAAGCGUCCCCACUCCGUUGCCCGCUGAAGAGACGCCGGCUGAAGAGGCGCCGUCGGAAGUGACGCCAGAGGAAGCCAAGGAACCGACGAUCAACCUGCCGGUCUUCGCCGCGAAGUAG
Symbiodinium sp. CCMP2456 is the source of this 1593-nucleotide messenger RNA. The record is from the annotation of a GenBank genome assembly. Lineage: Eukaryota; Dinophyceae; Suessiales; Symbiodiniaceae.